GAAGUCACAUAUUUAAUUGUUUCCUAUCAAACAAAAGAUAUAUUUCUACAAAUAUUUGUAUCUGAACAAGAUGUUAUUGCAUUUAACUUGAAGCUGAAUAAUGGAAUCUCCUCAAGGAUUUGUAGAGGAGAUAGAAACCAACGAAUUAUCAUUCUACGAGAUUGUUGGCAAAGGAGCAUUUGGUGUUGUGAGCCGAGCAAAAUGGCGGGCUAAGGAUGUUGCUGUGAAGAUAAUUGAAACAGAAUCAGAAAGGAAAGCCUUCCUGACAGAGCUUAAACAGUUGUCUCGAGUCAACCAUCCUAAUAUUGUCAAAUUAUAUGGAGCAUGUACAAGAGCACCGGUAUGUUUAGUGAUGGAAUAUGCAGAAGGGGGCUCUCUGUACAAUGUUUUACAUGGAGUAGGUCCACAACCUACAUAUACAGCAGCACAUGCAAUGAGCUGGGCUCUACAAUGUUCCAGGGGUGUUGAGUACCUACAUAGUAUGAAGCCCAAAGCCCUUAUACACAGAGAUCUCAAACCACCUAAUUUGUUACUGAUAAUGGGAGGUACAGUGUUGAAGAUUUGUGAUUUUGGUACAGCUUGUGAUAUUCAGACACAUAUGACAAACAACAAGGGAAGUGCUGCCUGGAUGGCUCCUGAAGUGUUUGAAGGAAGCAACUACAGUGAGAAGUGUGAUGUGUUCAGUUGGGGUAUAAUCCUUUGGGAAGUGUUCACAAGAAGAAAACCUUUUGAUGAAAUAGGUGGACCUGCCUUCAGAAUAAUGUGGGCAGUACAUAAUGGUACUAGGCCACCAUUGAUAAGAAAUUUGCCAAAACCAUUAGAACUGCUAAUGACCAGAUCUUGGUCGAGUAAUCCUGCAGAGAGACCGUCCAUGGCAGAGGUUGUGAGGAUCAUGUCACAUCUGUUUCAGUUUUUUGCUGGAGCAGAUGAGCCCCUGGUUUAUCCUGCAUACAGUGAUGAUGAAUCACUAGACUAUACUUUUAGUUCACCGAUGCCUAUCAUAACCCAGUGUUCAGGUCCCCCAAGCACUGUCAGUACAAACAAUAUGCCACAAGCCACUGGUGGGGAGUCACGCACAAGCACCAUCAGUGAGACAGUCCGACAUAGUGGGGACUAUAUACCCCAGUUACCCCACCCACCACACACACCACAGAGAACAGUCACACCUACAGUCACGGAGGAGGAGAAUCGAAGUCAACGGAGUGCUCCCCCUUCCCUGGCUGCCAGUCGAGAAAGCCUGAUUGGCAUACAGAGUCCCAGGUCUGGUACCCCAGUCGAUCAUCAGCAGAAAAGAUAUUCUGCUGAUUUAACCAACCUUCAAGAAUAUGACAUUAUGUCUCAAGGUGUUGGAGUCCAUCCUAAAGUUUUAGGACAUCGUCGGUCUGGCUCAUAUGGGUCUCCAGCAUAUAUAUUUCAAACUGGAGCUCCACCCAAUAAUCCCAUGAUGCAUCAGAAAGGCAGAGGUCACAGGCGGAUUGGGUCAGAUGGUUACACAGAUAUCACAGUUGGCAACAUGGCCCCACCUCCAUCGAAUAUCAGUAUACAGAAAUCUCCUCCGGCUACCAUACAUCAUGUCAGCACCUACCCUGGAUCUAUAAAUAGUGCAUCAAGGGAAACAACUCCAACACCCCAUCAAGGAAAUUUAGGUACAUCAAGGGAGAACACUCCACCAUACAGGUCAGUGUCUUACAACCCGCCACCCGGUAGCGAGGCUGGUAAUAAACCGACAGUGAGAUCAGCCUCCUGGACAUCCGACGCCACUGUGAUGCCUCCACUCAGUGUCAAUGUUAACCUUGGUCCUGCCAUGGGUGCAGCUUAUGCUGGGUCAGGAGUGAGUCAUAUCCUAUCAAACCCUCUGUCUAACCAAGCUAUGUCUCUUGUUUAUCAGUCAUUAGAUCAUCAGUAUCAGCCAAUAGCACCUUGCCCAAACAGUACUGAAUCUAUGGAAAUGUUUCAUAAACAUUGUAAGCUGGCACAGCAGUAUCUCAAAUACCAAACAGAGAUUGCAAUGUUCGAGCAGACACGUCAUGAAUUACGUAAAGAACUACAAGAUGAUGUGAUGGAUCAUCAGAGCACUGCUCAGCUCACAGAGGAAUAUCUUAAACUGUCUAAUGAAAAUGAAAGUUUGAAAAGUUUCCACAGAAAUUUAACUGUGCAGCUAGAACAUAUUAGGAAGAAGCAACAACAGACUAAAAGAUACGGUGCCAGUUGAGACUAGGUUCCUACAUUAUAUAACUUGAGAUUGAAAACCAGUCACAUAAUCCUGGCAUUUGAUUGGCUGUUUUUGAACUCAUUUGAAAUAUUGACCAAUGGCAAGGUUGUAUUCUGAGGCUGGUUUUCAAAUUCUAUAAAAAAAACUUUCAAGAGGUUUGAAACCAGUCACACUACCCUCGCAUUUGAUUGGCUGUUUUUGAACUCAUUUGGAAUAUUGACCAAUGGCAAGGUUGUACUCUGAGACUGGUUUUCAAAUUCUAUUAGAACAAAAUCAGGAAAACAAAACAGCUACAAACUGAAAGAUACUGUGCCAGUUGAGACCAGAAGUGUUUUAGUGUGUACAAAAUGUCAUAUGUUUGCCAUAUUUAAUCUACUUUUUUUCAUGGAUGAUUGGAAAGGAUAUAGUAGUUAAAGAACUACUGGCUGGCAUAUUAUAAUGGAUCACGAUUGAAUUUCAGGAAAAAGACAUGCUGGUGAUAUUUUCAGAUCUAAUAUAACAAUUUUCAAGAUUUUCAUAUAUAAAAAAAAUAGAUUUUUGAUUGAGCAACAUGUAACUCUCAGGUAAAUCAAAAAAGAAAUGUAUAAAUUCUGAGGAUGAGAGCUUUGCCAUCAAUAACAGAGACCAUAUGCUGUUAAAGACUGACUUGUAAAAAAGUCUUGACAGAAUGAAAUUAUUACAUGCGUCAAAAUUUGUGAUACCAAAUAUUUUGUCCAGUGUACAUUGGUUUACAUAAAAUGUUGAACAUUAUCGCAGGUUUUUGUUGCAUGCAGCAUUUGAUUGUUUUGUAGAAUAUGAAAAUCUAUUUUCUUGUACAUAUUUCUGAUCAAUUUUAUAUGGCAGAUAUAGAUUGCUGGUUAACUUGUGUUUUAUAGAAAUAAUGAAAUACUUUGAAUCCUAGCAGGACUGGUCUGCAGAUUUAUAAAAGUAUUUGUCCUUUUAUAAUGAAAUAUAUUAAUAAAGUUUUAAUAAAAUUGUAAAAACUC
Mercenaria mercenaria is the source of this 3198-nucleotide messenger RNA. RefSeq names its product mitogen-activated protein kinase kinase kinase 7-like. The record is from RefSeq and is a predicted model, not a curated record. Lineage: Eukaryota; Metazoa; Mollusca; Bivalvia; Venerida; Veneridae. The transcript is spliced from 19 exons. Gene Ontology annotation, molecular function: magnesium ion binding; ATP binding; MAP kinase kinase kinase activity. The coding region runs from base 101 to 2212 and encodes 703 amino acids. Gene Ontology annotation, biological process: protein phosphorylation; JNK cascade; positive regulation of canonical NF-kappaB signal transduction.